Hypomesus transpacificus is the source of this 3881-nucleotide messenger RNA. It is a transcript of the gene arhgap1, whose product is annotated as Rho GTPase activating protein 1. Bases 180 to 1487 code for a protein of 435 amino acids. Gene Ontology annotation, molecular function: GTPase activator activity. Lineage: Eukaryota; Metazoa; Chordata; Actinopteri; Osmeriformes; Osmeridae. Gene Ontology annotation, biological process: negative regulation of endocytic recycling; small GTPase-mediated signal transduction. The transcript is spliced from 13 exons. Gene Ontology annotation, cellular component: cytoplasm. The record is from RefSeq and is a predicted model, not a curated record.
ACAAAACCGGAUGUUUGUGACUUGAACACAGCUGUCAAAGGAGAGCCGAGCUAAGCGAACCAGCAGCAAUCCUCAGCUCGGUUUCCUUGAUUAGAAGGAACCACACUGCCCCCCCCCCUCUCCCAAGACCAGACCAUCUCCCUUUUUAGCCUUUCACGUGUGGAGCCCCCAGCCCUAGCAUGUCUUCCGACCUUCUGGUUGACCUCAGCGAUGACCUUGGGGCAGACGACCCCUCCAGCAAUGCACUGGAUCACCUCAAAUUGUCCCCCAUGGAGGACAAGCAGUGGCCCCAAGACCUUUCCACCAUGAGCAAGUCUGAGACAGAUAUCACACGGCAGUUGGGGGAGGGGUCUCACCUGAGCUGGGAUCACCCCUACUAUGAUAUCGCCAGGCACCAGAUUGUGGAGGUCGCAGGUGACGAUAACUUUGGCAGGAAGGUGAUUGUGUUCAACGCCUGCAGGAUGCCCCCCCACCAUGAGCUGGACCACCACAAGCUGUUGAUGUACCUGAAGGCCACGCUGGACCAGUAUGUGGAGAGUGACUACACCCUCAUCUACUUCCACCAUGGACUGACCAGCGAGAACAAGCCCUCCCUCAGCUGGAUAAGAGACGCUUACCGCGAGUUUGACAGGAAGUACAAGAAGAACAUCAAGGCCUUGUACAUUGUCCACCCCACCAUGUUCAUCAAGACGCUCCUCAUCCUGUUCAAGCCCCUCAUCAGCUUCAAGUUUGGCCGCAAGAUCAACUACAUCAACUACCUGAGCGAGCUGGAGGACAUCCUCAAGUGUGAGCAGCUGGUCAUCCCUGCCCGCGUGCGAGACUAUGACAACAAGCUGCGAGCCUCUCUGAAGCCAUCGGCCCAGGUGCCCAUGUCGCCCCCUCGCAGCCCCCCCCUGCCCAACCAGCAGUUUGGAGUGCCUUUGGCAAUUCUGAGAGCGAGGCGGUCGGACGAGGACCCUGUUCCUGUGGUGAUGAGAGACACCGUGUCCUUCCUGACAGAGCAGGGUCUGGAGAUUGAGGGCAUCUUCAGGCGCUCGGCCAACGUCACCCUGGUGAAGGAGGUGCAGCUCCGGUACAACUCAGGUGAGGAGAUGAGCUUCUCCCAGAUGGAGGACGUCCACCUGGCUGCUGUGAUCCUGAAGACCUUCCUGAGAGAGCUGCCCGAGCCCCUGCUCACCUACCAGCUCUACAACGACAUCGUCAACUUCCACAACGUGGAGAGCUCUACCCAGGUGUCGGCUAUUCGCAGCAUGCUGGAGAACCUACCAGAGGAGAACUAUGAAUCUCUCAAGUUCCUCAUCCAGUUCCUGGCUCUGGUGUCUGCACAGAGCGAGGUGAACAAGAUGACCAACUCUAACCUGGCGGUGGUGUUUGGGCCCAACCUGUUGUGGGGGCAGGAUGCCGCCAUGACACUUAGCGCCAUCGGACCCAUCAACAACUUCACCAAAACCCUGCUGGACCAGCAACACCUGGUCUUCUCUGCCUGAAGAGAGGGACCAGUACUGUACCUGCCCCUGGCCCUGGCCCUGGCCUAGCCCCUGCCCUUCUCCCCCUCCCUGCCCCUGGCCCUGGCCUAGCCCCUGCCCUUCUCCCCCUCCCUGCCCCUGGCCCUUCCUUCGACCCUUACCCACCCCUUUAGGCAGCUGUCCCUUAGUGACCAUCCCCCCCCCCCUCCAGCCCUCUGUUUGAUGUUGUCCUCUGACCCCGUCUGUCUGAGAGUUGGUCCGCUCAUGUGACCCCUAGGUGUUACUCCUCCCCCUCUCCCAGUAAUGUUGCCAAAUGCAUGAGUGUAGCUGUAACAUAAACUGAGGACCAGAGGAGAGAUAGAAAAGAGAGAAGGAAAACAAAUUCCCAGGGGAGAUUGACUAGCUUGGAUUGCGUGUCAGCGUCAGGUUUGAGGGCUUUAAGGUCUCCCCUGUUGCAAACUCAGGAAGUUUAACCGUAGAAUUCAGCCGUGAACUGGAGUCUCCAGGUACGAAACCAUGAGGACAAUCUAUUCUCCUAAAGGCCAGAGCUCCCCCUCUGGCUCGCGCCUCUUCAGAGCUCUAUUAACGGUACUGGAUGACAACUGAUGUUCUCUGUGAUGCGGUCUGGAUCACUUCUAUAUCAAAUCAACCAUGAGUUCAAGUUUAGAUGUCAUUAGUAUAGACGUCAUGGCGUAUCAGUCAAUAUCUCUGAUCAUGUGUUUGCCUGAGCUUGUCUCCUGAACCAGUGCUUUCUGAGCAGUUGGAGAACAGUUUGAUCCCUGCUGUAAACACACUUAUCAUCCCGAGUGGGAGAAGGCUUUUAGUCACAGCUUGUUUGAUACUCACAAAUCUGGAUGGAGCUACAGAGACCUGUUAAAGCACUCAAAUAACAAUGAGACAUUUGAGUAUAAGAGUGUUUGUAUUCUAAAGGAUAUGGCUUUUCCUGUGUUUAUACAUUUAUAACCCGUCGCCUUACUUUUGAAAUGUUUACUCAUGAUCAAGCAGAGCCGUGUCCCUUUAAGGCCUCUGGCAGUCUCCUGCUAGCAGGCUUCUGCUGUGAGGAGCUCCUCGCUCUGUUCUCAUCGUUCAUUCUGUCCUAGCUGGAGCAUGCUCCUAACUCUGUCAUAUAGCUGGAGCAUGCUCCUAACUCUGUCAUAUAGCUGGAGCAUGCUCCUAACUCUGUCAUAUAGCUGGAGCAUGCUCUUAAUUGUCAGCAUCCUUCUCCUGGAUACUGUAAUCAGUCCGGUGCAGGAUCAUUCUGAUGCUUAUCAUCACGUAACCUCUUCAUAUCCCAGAUGAGCUCUAAUCACAGUGAUAAUGCCAAGCGUGAUUGUCAUACAAGUGAUUACAUCUAGCGUGAAUUUUGCCAUGCAUGUGAUUUUGGUAAUCAUGUAAAUACAUCGUGUGAUUUCUUCAUACAUAUUUUUCUUUGCUUUAAUAACAGUUUGGCAAGUCAUCGGCGGCAACUAGCCUGUGUUAUAUGAAUUAGUCUCUUGUGUACCCUGAAAGCCACUAGAGGGCUUUGCAAGGCUCAACUACUGGGUAUAGUCACUGGGUUCAACUGCCUGACAGGCUGUUUCUAGUGUUGAACUCUAUGACAGGCUAGACACCGUCGCAACAGCCUGACGGGCUGAAGCUGUUUGAUGUUAGCUUGUUUUACCGUAGGUCCUGAGUGCAUUAACUAACCAUCAUUGUUCAUUAUCAAUAACAUUGUUAAUUUUUGUUCAAAAGCCUUAUUUAGCUGUUUUAAUUGUCCAUUUGUUCUGUUUUGCUCUUUUUCAAAUCAACCAAAGAAUCAUGGUUGCAUUGGAAACCUCGGAUCAUUUUCUUAAUUUUUUUUAUACAAUUUAUUAUUUUCCAAAAUUAUUUAAUGUUUUUGAUGGCCAAACAUGGGUGUGCUGUGACCCAGAACACAGACUAAGAACUGCUCCUGCCUGGUGCCCCAGACUGGUGCCCCUGCCAGGUGACUGAAGAAGCCGGAGGAGUUAGCCUCGUACUGGGACGCCUGCUCUGCCUCUUGUUAUUGUUUACUGUGUAAUAUGGAUCCCUCCAGUCAUGUCAAUACUAAGAUGUUGACAUGCAUUACCAGUCAUGUCAAUACUAAGAUGUUGACAUGCAUACCAGUGGCUUAGUAGACCCCCCUGUGUGUCUGUGUGCCUUACUGAAACAGGCACUUCAAAAUAUAUUAGAGACCAACUCCUUGUCCUACUGUCCUGUAUUGACCCAGUGCCAGUAUGUUCGUCUAUUCUAGACUGUAUCGUUGCUAUUGUUUUCUAGUGGUGACAGUGACAAUUCCGUUUCUCUACUAGAGAACUUAUCUUCCUCUGUUUGGACUGUUUAACUGCAAUCUAUCGUUUCCAAGAUCUUACUUUUAUAUAUGUUGUGAAUACAAAGUAUUAAAACAAUUAAAGGUGA